AUGAACAUACUUUUUUUUUAUUUAUUAGGUUUAUUAUACCUUAUAGAUAAUACUAUAUUUUGUAAUAAAAAUAAAGAUGAACUUCGUAAUAUAGAAAAAAAUAAUCAUUUAGUUGGUUUAUUUUCAUUAAAUGAUGAACAUAAAGAUAUUUUAUCUGAAAUUAAUAAUAAUUUAUGCCACAAGCUAAACAGAAGAGAAACAAUCACAAAAGAAGAAUUAGUAAGUACUUUAAAUUUAUUAAAUGAGAAAUAUAAGAAUGUUAUCAAUGCUUCUGAAAAAGAAAAGUAUGAAAAAUUAAUUUCUCAAAUUGAAGACGUAUUAAAAAAAUAUGAUUUAACUUUCGAAGAUGGUGAAGCAAAAAAAAAAAAAAAAUUAAAUAAAAAUACUCUUUUAUUAAAGAUAGAGAAUUCUUUGUAUAAAAAAGAUCUUGCUAAUUUUAAGAAAGUUAGUGAUCUUAUUAAGUCAAGAAAUAUUUAUUUACAACAUAAUUAUAGAAUAUGUGAUUCUUCUAAUGAAAAGCUAUUGUUAAGCACUCCUAGAAAACUACAUGCAACAGAUUAUAGUGUGAAAAAUAUAAAUCUUCCAUUAUCCUUCAGAAUUACAAAUCAAAUAAAUACUCCAGAAUCCUUUUGUUCAAAUGCAUCUUGUGUUCCAUUUCAAUACAACAAGCCAGUUAAGCUAUAUAAACCUUUACUUGAUUUUAAUUUAGAACAAUUAGAAGAGGACUUCAAGUCUCAGUUGAAGGAUUAUGAAGAAUCGAAAAAAGAAAAUUCCUUUUUAAUACAGGAUAAUAAUAAAUUAAAAAGAGUUUUAUUAAAUUUACCUUCUAGUAAAAUGCCCAAAGCUCAAUCCAACGAUGAAUUAAAAAAAACAGUUGAAGUAGGAAAUAGAAUUCUUACUUAUGAAGUUAAUAAAAAAUUAAGAGGAGAAUCGGAUGAUUAUGCACUUUGUAGCCUAAAUAAUGAUGUAAUACACGUUACUGCAAAAAAAAUUAAAAAGAUUAUACAAAUUCCCCAAAAACAAUUGAGGCAAAACAUAUACCCAAAGAAAUUUAAUAAUAAUGUUGUAAUUAAAAAUAUGACUCCAACAAAAAUAAAAAAGGAUUCUUUUAGAGAAAAAAAAGCAGAAAAAAACGGGGAAGUUAGCAAAGAUUAUUAUAUAUUUAUAAAAGAAAACAUAAAGAAACAACCUAAAUCUUUUACAAAAUUACAUAAUAUCCCAAUUAAAAAAAAAACAGUAAUUAAACCAGUAACAAAUAAUAAAUUUGUAAAAAAAAUAAUAAUCAAAAAAGUUAUACAAGAAGUACCUGUUGUUAAAGAAACAAUAAAAGAAGUGCAACUUCAACCCAAAAAACCUAAUGUUCAAAAAUUUACACAAUAUCCUCAAAAUAAAUGUGGUUAUAAUUUUUAUGCUAUUCCUUUGAUUCAGUUUUAUCAUCCAAGUGACAGUAUGCAUUGCUUAUCAUGUUCUCAGUAUGAAGAAAAUUUAACUUGCGAUUGUGCUUUGAAUGAAAAUUUUAUUAAAUUCAAUUAUGAUCAAAAUUGCUUGAUGUGUAUACCUACUAGAGUCAUUAAUCAUUGCUUCUGUAAUAUGAAUAAUUUAGUACCUUCAACAGGAAAAUGCAUCAAACAAGAACCAGGCACUGUGAUACAAAUAUUCAAUAAUACAUGUCCAAACAAUGAUCAUACUUGUAAUUGUACAUCAAAAAAAAAAAAAAAAAAAAAUGUUUUUUCAGUAUCUUCACAAGGUAUUUCAAGCAAUAAUAGUAAGUUAAGAACAGCAUAUAUGCAGAAUUAUAAUCCCCGAAUGAUUGGUUUUUAUGAUCAGAAAAUAUCAAAAUUUACUUCAGAAAAUACUCAGGAAAAUAAUGAUGAGAAAAAUAAUGAUAUGAAACAUAAUAAUGUUGAAGAAAAUAAUGAAGAAGAAGAAGAAGAAGAAAAAGAAAAAGAAGAGGAAGAGGAAGAGGAAGAGGAAGAAGAAGAAGAAAAAGAAAAAGAAGAAGAAGAAGAAGAAAAAGAAGAAGAAGAAGAAGAAGAAAAAGAAGAAGAAGAAAAAGAAAAAGAAAAAGAAGAAGAAGAAGAAGAAGAAGAAGAAAAAGAAGAAAAAGAAGAAGAAGAAGAAGAAGAAGAAGAAAAAGAAGAAGAAAAAGAAGAAGAAGAAGAAGAAGAAGAGGAAGAGGAAGAAGAAGAAAAUGAUAUAGAUAAUGAUGAAAAUAAUGGUGUGAAAGGUAAAAAUAUAAAUUAUAACAAUGUAUUUUAUAAUAGAAGACAUUCAAAUAAAAAUUUUGCAAUAAGUAGAAACGAUCACGACAGAAAAGUGAAAAAUGAAGUUAGUAAUGAUUUAAGAGAGGACUUAGAAGGAUCUCUAGAUGAAAAGCAUGAAAUUGAGGAUGAAUAUUCCUUAGACACAACUGAUAACGAUUUCAUAUCGUUUAACGAAUCAUAUAAAUAUAAUAAAACUAAACAGAAUUUAAAAAAAAUAUAUUAUAAUACAAUUUAUGGAAAAAAAAAUCACCUUAAUUACAAUAAAAACGAAGGAAUUGUACUAAAAUUAAGACUCAUAUAUAAAACUGGAUUUUUUUCAGAUACAAAAAAAGAAGUAAAUGCAUAUUUAAAAACAUCUAGAAGAGAUAUUAAAUCUAAUAAACAAAAAAUACUUUACCUAAUUAGAAAAUUAUUUAGUAAAACAUUUAAAGACAUAAUUUAUAAAAUAGAUGCAUCAAGGGUACAUAUGUUUCCUAUAAUUAAGAGUUCAAAAAUUCAAGGCUAUGAUUUAUAUUUUGGUAAAAUAAAGAGUAAAUAUGCAGCAUCUUUAAAUAUAUUUAGUCGUUCUGUUUUUGAUUUAGUAAAUAAUUCAGUUUAUUUUAUUAGCUCUGACGGAGACUAUAUCUUGUUAGAAGAUCUAAUAAAAAAAGUACAUAAUAAAAAGCAAAAGGAUAAUUUUAAUCUUACUGCAUAUGUGAAGAAAUAUUAUUAUUAUAUGAAUAAAAAACAAAGAAAUGAUACAGUACACACUAAUGAUGAAACAGAUAAUGAUCAAAAAAUUGAUUUAUUUGACAAUAAAUUUGCACAAGAAGAAACUAAAAGAAAGCAUCUUAAUGUUGAAGAAAGUAAAAUCGAGGACAAUGCAAUCCUAAAUACCUCAGAUGUAUUAAAUGUUUUAUCUGAAUAUGAAGAUGUAUUAUCAAAAGAAGAUAUAAAAUUGAUCACUGAGAAUAAUAAAAAUGUAACAAUUCAUAAAAAAAAUAUUAAUGGAGAUGAAAUAACAGAAAUAACAAUCAAAAAAGAUGAAACCAUUUUAGAAAAUGAGUGUAUUGAAGAAAAUAUUGAUGGAUAUGAAUCAAUAACUAUUGAAGGAAAUGAAAAUGUUGAAAAUGUUAAUGAAACAGUAAAAAAUUAUAUAGAUAAAUAUCUCAAUAUACAUAAUAUGCCAAUAUAUUACGUUGAAAACUCUAAGAUAUCUAAAAAUGCAAUUUACAUAACAUCUGAUGUACGUAGCUGUUUGAAUAUGCUUAAAAUGAGCAUUUUAGGUAUAUGUGAUAUUACUGAUAGACCUGCUGAUGAGUUCAAAUUUUGUUUAGUUGAUAAAAAAACUAAAUUUUAUAAUCCUAACGAAUGCUUUGAUGUACCAAAAUCCAUAAAGAAUGUCCAAGAAUUAUAUAAUUAUAACAAAUAUUUAGAUAUGAAAAUAUUAAUUGUUCCUUUGCAUAUGAAAGAUAUUAAUAUAAUACCUAAGAGUUUUGAUUAUUUAUAUGGAUCAAAUGAAGAAAAUCGUCCCCAAAAAGUUUAUGAAGAAAAUGAUGAAGAAAAUUUAGUUAAAAGAAAAACAAAAAUUAAAGGAGAUGCAGCAUAUUCACUUAAAAAUAAGUUAAAUGAUAAUUUAAAAGUAUCAGGGGAAUCAUUAGAAUCAUAUGAAGGAGGUGUUAAGAAAAAUGAUGAUAUAUUUACCAAAUAUAAUAUUGAAGAAGUUAUAGAAUAUGAAAAUAAAGAAAUAACUGUUUUUGAAGAUGAAGAACUUUAUAAAAAAAAAAUCUUUUAUGAUUGUUUCGAAUUAUACAUAGACAAUCCCAAAAAAAAAAUUGAUAUAUUAAAUGCUCCUAUAUUAAAAGCAUAUACUUUUGAAUUAUUUAUUACUGAUAUUAUGAAUAAAUUAAUGCAUGUUCCUUCUAUUUUUACUAGUCCACAUACAUACAAGAAAGGUUUGAGUUUAAAAGAUACUUAUUUGUAUUUUGAAUAUUUUUCUUUUAACAAAAAUACAAAUGUUAUUUAUCCAUUAACAUUUGAAAAAAAUAUUCCAUUAUACGAAGUACUAAAAGAACUUAAAACAAGAAACGAAGACAUAAUGAUUAAAAAUAAAGUUAUCGAAGAAGAUUUAAGUUUUGAUAAUUUGAGAGAUAUGAUAAUCCCGUCAAAAAUUAAUAUGAUUAAUUCAAGAUCCAUACACUUUGAAAUACCAAUAUUUUAUUUAGAUGAGUAUUCUAAUUUUUAUCAAGAUAGAAUUAUUUUAAGGAACGUUCCGGAGAUUUUUACUGUAAAAGAUUUGGUUAGUUCUAUAAAAAAUUUAUUAAAUGAAAUAUUAAUUUCAUUUAACCUUAAUCUAUUAGAAGAUAUAAAGCUAUACACUAUGAAAAAUAACAAAUGGAAAAAUGUAUUAGAAAAUACAUCAGUGCAUGACUUAAAAAUAAAUAAUCAAGAUAUAUUUACUUUAUUAACUAACAAGAAUUUUUUAACUAAAAAUGAUUUUCAAAUAUUAUCUAAUAUAGCAAUUGAUUUUGUAGAUAAUAAUAUAUAUACUAAAAAAUUAGAUAUAUAUAUAGAAUAUCAUCUCAAUCCUUAUACUUUAUACAAUGUACCUAUAAAUAUGUCUUCUAAUAACUUUAAAUAUUUAUUUUUAAGUUAUAUAGAUGCAGUUUUAUCAGAAUCAUUUUUAGACGAAUUUUUUUUUACUUACAACAAAAGAAAUGUAGUUGGAUCCAAUGCUGAAUUAAAAGGUUCUGAAAAUGUAGAAGAUAAAGAUAUACAUAUAUAUGAAGGAGUUGAUAGUAUAGAAAAUGAAAACAUAUCAUUUAUAUAUUUAUUAAAUAUGAUAAGCAAAUUUUAUAAAGUUAAAUUAAAUUCAUCUAGAAUGGUUAGUAGUGUAAUUACGGAUUUAUGCGAACUAUGUGGAAAGAGCUCUAACGAACAUGUUCUACUUAAAGAAAAGAAAUCAUCAAAAAAUAAAAUAAAUAUUGAAUUAGCUUUGGACAAUAGUUCUAACAAAAUAUUGGUUAAAAAUGUACCUUUAAAUAUGUUAGUAUGGAAAUUUAUAAAUAUUUUAAUGAAAGGUUCAUUUAAUAUUCCCAUUGAAGAUAAAGACAAAUUAUACAACUUAUUUACGAUAGUUCCUGAUGUUAAAAAUAAUUCAAAAUAUUAUGAACAUUUUUUUACAUCUCAUCCCGGAUAUACUAUUCAAGAUACACUAAAAAUAAUCCCGAAAGAUAAUUUAGUUUUAAUAAAAGCAUAUCCAGAAACACUAAAUCACAUUAGAGAUAGUGAAUAUUUUAAUGAUUAUUCAAAUUUUAGACUUGAUUCGUUACCAUCUAUCAUAGACUUUAAUAAUCCUAAUAUAUGCAUAAGUUUCUAUGUUAAUUAUAAUGAUGAAAAUAAAAUUACUUAUAUAAAAAAUGUUCCUGCGAACACACCCACAGAUGCUGUAUUUAAGUCAAUUCUUUUAAAUUUUUACUCUUAUUGGAGUAAACUAGAUGAAGUAAAAAAAAUAAAAUAUGCUCUCUUUAGCAAUAAUAAAGAAAUAGAAAAUGCUGUAGAAUAUUUAAAUUUUGAAGAAACCCCAAAAUUUCAUACAUUUUUAGCUUUAAGAGAAAACUUUGAUAACGAAAAUUCUAUAAUAGAACAUAUUGAUUUACAUGAUAAGUAUGAAUUGGAAUCAAGAAAAGUUUCAAAAGAAAGAUUAGAAGAAGCAGAAUUUUAUGAUUCUCUUUUAAGAGAAAUUCUUGUAACCAAUUAUAUUGAUUAUACUAAUAUUAAACUAAAUGGGUAUAAGAUUGCUGUUUAUGUGUAUAAUGGAAUUUCUUAUAAGCCAACAAUCAUUCACAAUGUACCAUUAAAUGCUACUAAUAAAGAUAUAAUUAGCUUUUUAUUAAAGAAAUCAAACCAUGUUAAUAUUAAAAACCUUAUAGACCAAUUCCUUUUACUAAAUGAAGAAUUGUUUAAUUCAUUAAAACUUAAAUCAAUUACACAAAAUGUAGUGUUCUUAAAGGAGUUGAUACAAUUCAACAAUUUAGAUAAAUCUAAAUUGUAUUUGGUACAUAGAACCAUAUUUAAUCCUUUAGAUAAUUUAUUCCAAAACAUAGCUGAAAAAAUUUACGAUUUUCAAUCUGAAAUAGUAUCAGCCUUUACUGUGGAAGAAGGGAAAGGAACACUGAGUAUAAAUGUAAAUAUAAAUGACAAAAUAUAUAUUUUAAAGGUUUUAAAUAUACCUUAUAACAUGUAUAUAAUUCAAUUCCUAAGAUAUGCUAUUGGAUAUCAAAGACAAUGGAUAUACAAAUUUGUUAAUUUCUAUAUAAUAAAAGGUGAUGAAAAAUUUGUAUUAAAUGAUAAUUCUGAUAGUAUAAUAUAUGGUAGAACAGUUAGUGAAAUAUUUAAAAUAUGCAAAUCAAGUGAUAACUGUACCUUGCACAUUGAUAUAUUUUAUAAAAAUCAAGAAAAUUAUGAAAUAUCCCCAUAUAAUAAUAUGCAUGAAAAUAAGGAUAACACUUAUAGUUUUGUAAACUUCGAUGAUUACCAAAUGAAAAAUAUUGUAUUAAAUGAAUUGACUAAAAAGAUGAAUGAAGAUGAAAUUCAUAAUAAAAAAAUAGAUUUAUCUGCAUUAUGUUUUGAGUACAACGUUGGUAUGUACAAAAAAACUAUUUUUGGUUCCUCAAGAAUUUGCAAUAUUCCUAGAAAAUAUACAGUAGACGAUGUACUAAAAUAUGUCAAAAACAAAUUAUUAGAAGAUGCGAAAAUUAAAAUUGUUAAAGAUCUACAAUUAAUGGUUAUUGUUAAUGAUAAAUAUGUGCCUGUUCCUAGGAAUAUGGAUAUUGGUUAUGUAAUUCAUUAUUUUUUUAACAAUGUACCAUCAAUCAUUUAUGAUAUAGAUGAUGGACUGCUUAAUAUUGUUCACUUAACCUUACAUAAAACAAUUAUAGAUAUAAAAAAUAAUACAUUUAUCAAGAAGGAUAUGCAAAUGUACCUGAAAAAAGGUAAUAAUAUAGAAAAUAUUAAUAUAAAGAAUAUUCCAAUUAACUUUACAGAAGAUGAUUUAAUAACUUAUUUAUUAAAAUAUUUAACAAAAAGUUCAGAAGUCAUAAACUUCAUGAGAGAUAAUACUUCCAUAUGUAUAUACCCUCGAUGUGAUCCUAUAUAUAUUCAUUAUGAGAAAAAACAAAUAGCAUUUACACCUUCCUUAGAAUAUCAUAAUGCCUUAAAAAAUAUAUAUUACCUAACAACAGUAGAAGCUUAUGAAAAUUUUUAUGCUAAAUUAGGUCACAACGAGUUUAAUUUUGCAAAAUCCGAUGAUUUUAAUAAUAUAAAUAAUAUUAGAAGAAAUGAAGUUGUAAGCAUUGAUAUAAAUAUCCAUUUACCUAAUAUUUAUAAAACUGUUCGUGUAAAAAAUCUAAAUAUAAAUGUAACAAUAGAAGAUUUAUUAUCAAAAAUAUUUACUUUUAUUACAACAAGAAAGUAUAAAUGGAAUGAAUUAUUUACAUUUGUUGGAAGCACUUCAAAAAAUAAUAUACUUAAGAAAGUAAAGAAAAACGAAGAAUCUCAGUUAUUCAAAGAUUGUUUGAAUGAAGAAGAAAACUUAACAUUUAUUUAUACAUCUCACGAUAAUGAGAUACAUGACUACUUUAUAUCUAAAUUGGCUUAUUUGCCAACAUUAAUAAAUUAUCAAACUAAUUAUGUAACUUUAUAUAGUACUAUAAGUGGAUUUGAAAACAAUAGCACAAUUUUACAUGCCUUUCCUGAUUAUUUAACCUCCAAAACUAUGCUUACAAUAUUACAAUAUAAUUUUUUUAAGUUAAUAGGUAAAACUUAUUUAAAUGUUUUUGGUUGUUCUUAUGACGACAAUUUAAAUGUUACAUCUAAAAAUGAUGCUUUAAUGGGAGAAAGAAAUGAUGAUUUAGUAAAAACAAUGAAAGUUGAUGAAUGUGAACAGCAAAUGAAAUUUAUUUUAAGGGUAAACAAAAAUGAAAAAAGAGAAAUAUAUACAGUAAAAGAUUUAGUUAAUACUGAUCUAAAUAUAGACUGUCAAGCAUUAAAAAAUGAUGAAGAUAUGGAAGAAUGCCUUGACUUUCUUUCUUCUCUAAAUAAUUCCUCUAUAUUUUGGAGAAAUGGCAUAUUAGGUUUUAUGGCUAACUCCAUUAUAAUACGUGAUACCUAUAAUAAUAGUUUAGUAUUAUCAAAUGCAGAUUUUCACAUAAAUGAAAAAAUAUUAUUGCAAAAUGUAUUAUAUGACAUUAAUUUAUCACCAUAUUUAUAUAAAUUAUUUGAAUUAUCUCAUAUUGAUAAAAAGUGUAGCAGUUAUAUAAAACUUUUAAAAAAUAGUGUACCACAUAUUCAAUGUUUAUUAUCAUAUGGUUUUAACAUAUAUUUUGAUUUACAUUAUGAUAGCAAUUUAGAAACUUACGAUGGAUUUAAGAUAGGAAAUGAUUCUUUGGGUGUAACUCAAAUACAUUCUUUCCCAAAUUUACAUGAACAUCAUUUUGUAGAGUUAACUUUACAUAACGAUGAUGGAACUUAUAUCACCAUAAAAAAUGUUUACAGAGAUAUGACAGUUGGUACCUUUUUAAAUGAUUUAUCUAAAGCAAGGUUUCAUAUUCAUGGAUUAAGAUAUAAUGAAACUUCUAUUUUUUAUAAACUUGUAUACUUAGUAAAUGAAGACAUAUAUGAUAUAUCUACUGAAGAUUCAAUAGCAAAAGUACAUGAUAUAGUAUUAAAAUUUUCAAAAUCUAAUAUUAUUUUAAAAAUUGUUAAAAACGAUGAUGUAAAAUCGUCCUUUCCAAAUAUGUAUUUAAGUCCAUAUCCUUCAGUAAUUGAUUUAAGCCAAAAUAAUUUUCAGGUUUCCAUAUUCUUACCUUCAAGACAAAUACUUCAUAAUGAUUUAUUAAAAAUGCCAGUUGUUCCAAACAUUACUAUUAAUAAUGUUCCAUCCACUACUAUUGUUUCUUCCUUAAAGGAACUUAUACAGCCUUUAAUUAAAGAAUUCUUUGAAACAAAGAAAAUUUCAGAAGAUUUAAAUAUUGACUCCUCUAGGUUUGAUAUAGAAUUUUUGGUAAUUAAUUUUAAUCCCUUCACAAAAGUAACUCAUAAAAUUAAUUCGAAUAUAUUAAGUAAUUUAUCAGUUAGUAACUUUUAUAACAUUUAUAUUAAUGGAGGUUUAGUACUUCAAAUAGAUCGCCUAAAAGAAGUUAAUGAUCAUUUAUAUUUUGAAUUUAUAAAUCACUUUUCAAAAGUAAUAAUUGAUUUUUCUGAUCAUAAAAUUUAUAUGAAAUAA
Molecule: messenger RNA, 9528 nt
Organism: Plasmodium relictum
Lineage: Eukaryota; Apicomplexa; Aconoidasida; Haemosporida; Plasmodiidae
Gene: LISP1
Product: liver specific protein 1, putative
Exons: 1
Coding region: 1-9528 (3175 amino acids)
Biological process (GO): reciprocal meiotic recombination
Source: RefSeq, a predicted model, not a curated record